AUGGAAGAGGAUGUAAAUCCAAAUAUAGUUCCAUUUUCUUAUUAUGAAGUCAAGGAGAUGUCGGGAGUGAAUGCCAAGGUGUUUGAUGAGUUUCAAGAAAAGGGUGCUGCAGUGAUGUUUAAUGAAGACAAACCACAAAUUUUCAAAGACGCCCACUAUGAUAACGUUUUCUAUGAAACAAAAAAUAUAAGUGCACCUUCAAUUUUAAUAGGAAAGCUUGUACUCAAAGAGGAGGCUCACAGGGUACCAGGAACUCAAAAACAGUUGCCUGCUCAGAAUUGGGCUUCACCAACAUUUCCAUCAGGGGCAAAGAAGAGACAAAGGCAUUUGGGUUUGUUUCAUUGUCGAUCUUAUGAGGUCAAUGGAGACCUUGAGUUUCAUGAUUCAACUUGGCUACAAAAAAGAAGAAACAUACAAUAUCAGGAAAAGAAAGGGGUUAUUUCUAUCAUGUUAGGGAAGAAUAGUUCACAAAGAAGAUCUAAUAAGAGAGUAGUAUACCAGGGUCAACCAUACUGUAUAGGAAAAAAGGCAAGAAUAUGGAAGAUUAUUGAUCCAAUGUAUCAUGAUUUUGGGAAAACUUUCAACAGUAAAGAUGAAGAGAAGAUGUGGAGGAAGGCCAUGCUUAUAGCGUCUGAUAGAAAUGAUUCUGGUUUGGUGGCUGGCCCUUCACAGCCCCCAGUUGCUGGUAAUGAAGUCUCAGACUUGGGUUCGGGUGCUUCUUAUAUGCAGAAAGUGGCCACUUGUCAAGAUCAAGCUCAUGUUCAAUUCCUUUAUUGGUCACAACGAAUGAAAGAAGGUUGGGUUGCUAAAGGUGAUUGUCCGUCAAAGAUUCUUUACUCAAGAGUUAAAAAAAGGAGAUGUGGUUUGACGAAUAUGACGGGAGAAUUAAAACAGGGCCAGGAGGAGAUUGAAAGCAUAGUAGUGUCAAAUCUAAAAGAGGUUUUUUUAUCUGAUAACCUACCUUUACCAUCCCAGGAUAUUGACCAGGUUCUUCGAGAAAUAGAUUUACCUCAACUUAGCUAUGCUGAAAGCACGAAUUUAGUGCGGCCUUUUACAUCUCAGGAAAUUCGAGCGGCAAUGUUCACAAUGCCCACAGAUAAAUCUUCUGGGCCUGAUGGUGUUUCUGUAGAAUUUUUUAAACACAACUGGGAGAGGGUGGGUUCCUCGGUUGUAGACAUCAUUCAACAUUUCAUAUCUACGGGAUUCAUGCUGAAAGAAUGGAAUAGAACAUUACUUGUAAUGAUUCCUAAAAUUUCUUCUCCUGAAGAGUUUAGUCACCUGAGGCCAAUAAGUUUGUGCAACACAAUCCACAAGUGUGCCUCCAAGUGUUUGGCAAAUCGCUUAAAGAUGGUCCUUCCAUCUUUUAUUCAAGAUGAACAACAUGCUUUUAUUCCUGGAAGGUACAUGUCGGAUAACAUUCUCUUAAGUCAUGAGUUGUUGUCCUUUAUUAAUAGCAGGACUAGAACAGGACUAAAUUUGGUUGUGGUCAAGAUUGAUAUGAGCAAAGCUUAUGACCGCGUUCACUGGGGAUUUUUGUUAAAGGUUUUACAAGCUUACGGGUUUCCGCCACACUGGUUACACUUGAUUCAGCAAUGCAUUUCUACAACUUCUUUUAAAGUUUUACUGAAUAGAAAAACUACUUCGUCUUUUCGGCCAAACUGUGGUCUCAGGCAGGGUGACCCUUUAUCCCCAUAUUUGUUUCUGUUUUGUAUGGACAUUUUAGGGAGAAUGCUUACUUUAGGAAGGGACAUUAAACAAUUCCAGGGUAUUACUCCAGUUCGGCGAGGACCUUGUCUUUCACAUUUAUUCUUUGCUGAUGAUGCAAUGAUUUUCUUUAAAGCCACCACAGAGGGGUGUGUCAACAUAAAAGGUAUUAUGAGCCGUUUCUGUGCUAUUUCUGGACAACAACUUAAUUUGCAGAAAUCCUAUAUAAAGUUCAUCCCAAAUACAACGAUCGAGAAUCAACAAUCGCUGAGGGAUAUUCUUCGUAUGCAACAAGUAACUCAAUUUCAGGUACAUCUAGGGGUUCCGAUAGAUAUUGUGGGGAAAAAGUCUACACGUUUUCAUUUUCUUAUUGAUAAAGUAGCCGCCCUUCUCAUAUCCUGGAAUAUGAUCUCUCUAUCUCAACAACAAAAACUUAUUUUGAUUAAUUCGGUGGUUAUUUCUACAAUCCCUCACAUUCUGAACUGCUUGGAAAUCCCAAUUGUUAUAGCAAACAAGAUAGAUUCAAUGGUUGCUGCUUUCUUUUGGGAGAAGCAAGGAACCAAAGGAAUGCACUGGCCUGGAGAAUUCAUCAUAACCCCCAAUUAUUAUUGUCCAAAAGUGUACCAUGCUAAAGGAAGGUCAUCUUUAUCUACUGGAGCACAAAGUUCAGUUAGAGGCCACAUUUCCUGGGGGUUCAGAGAAAUAAGAAAAGCCGAGAAUCUUCUACUGCGUGGGUGUUGUUGGAAAACAGGGACGGGAACAAAGGUAGUGGCAGGAAGAGAUAAAUGGGUAGAUGGUCGGGUGCGAGUGUUCUCUUCUGAUGUUCAUCUUGAUGAGGCUAGAUCUUGGAAAGUGUGUGAUUUUAUACUCCAAGGGCCAAUGCGUUGGAAUGCUGAAAAGCUAAGACAUAGUUUUGAGUGGAAAGAUGGCCAAGAUAUUUUAUCAAUGGAGUUGCCAGAUGAAGAUGAUGAUGAUCAUCUUCAGUGGUCCGGGCAAAAAUCCGGGCAAUUUACAGUUAAGUCAGGAUACGCUUUCAUAUGUGGUUUGGAGGAUGUUGAGCUUCCUCGUGAUACCAGUGACCUUGCAAAGGAAUUUUUUAAAACUUUAUGGUCUCUUAACAUUCCUCCUAAGUGGAAACUCUUCUUAUGA
Spinacia oleracea (spinach) is the source of this 2853-nucleotide messenger RNA. RefSeq lists its product as uncharacterized. Lineage: Eukaryota; Viridiplantae; Streptophyta; Magnoliopsida; Caryophyllales; Amaranthaceae. Bases 1 to 2853 code for a protein of 950 amino acids. The record is from RefSeq and is a predicted model, not a curated record. The transcript has 3 exons.